CCCGUCUCAAUCUCCACCGCCACCAACUGGGCGUUCAACUUCGCGCUCGCAUGGGCCGUCCCGCCCGGGCUGAGCAACAUCGCGUACAAGACGUACUUCAUCUUCGGCGCGUUCGACUUUGCCGCAUGCAUCCACUUCUUCUUCUGCUUCCCCGAGACGGCCGGGCGGUCUCUUGAGGAGGUCGAGGAGAUCUUCGCCCAGGGCCACGCCUUCACCGCCUGGAAGAUUGGGAGGGACGUCGGGAAGAAGACGGUGGAGGAUGCGAAGAAACAGGUCAAGGAACUUGAGCUGCACGAACACAUUGACGAAAAGGUUUCGGACGUAUAA
Messenger RNA from Gloeophyllum trabeum ATCC 11539, 327 nucleotides. RefSeq lists its product as uncharacterized. Gene Ontology annotation, molecular function: carbohydrate:proton symporter activity. The transcript is spliced from 2 exons. The record is from RefSeq and is a predicted model, not a curated record. Gene Ontology annotation, cellular component: membrane. Gene Ontology annotation, biological process: transmembrane transport; carbohydrate transport. The annotation marks the transcript as partial. NCBI's taxonomy places the organism in Eukaryota, Fungi, Basidiomycota, Agaricomycetes, Gloeophyllales, Gloeophyllaceae.